This is a messenger RNA of Closterium sp. NIES-65, 1209 nucleotides long. NCBI's taxonomy places the organism in Eukaryota, Viridiplantae, Streptophyta, Zygnematophyceae, Desmidiales, Closteriaceae. The record is from the annotation of a GenBank genome assembly.
AUGAAGGGACUCCAGGCAGGCUCUCAAGAAGAGCUGCAAAAACAGCUUCAAGGCUCUAUGGUCCCGGCCUGGCAGCAGCAGGCCGUUCCUGCAGGGAGCCUGGAAGCCUGGGCGAAAUCUACGGGAGCAGCCAACAUCGCGCCGCGUCCAGUUCAGAGUGGGUCAGGGCCUGGAUUCGCGUGGGGUGCCAAUCCCGAGGUGGAUCCGCAUCACGCGGAGGAGGAUGAGGAGGAAAUGGAUGAAAAGAAGUACAAGCGAAUGAUGUCGAAUCGCGCUUCCGCGAAGAGGUCGCGCCAGCGCCGUCAGGUGCGGCUGGAGGAGCUGGAAAUCCAGUCCGCGAAGCUUAAGAUGGAAAACGCCGCAGUGCAGCGGCGGCUGACUGAAGCAACCGACAAGAUUCGUCGCUUCCAGGAGCAGAACUCAAACCUGGAACGCGAGCUUAAGCGGCUGCGAAAAGAGCUGGACGAUUGCAGUGGUGGAAGCAACGCGGGAGCGGCGGGGUCGACUCUUUCGCAAGGCAGCAAGCCGUCGUCUCCGGGAAAAGAGUCUGCUCUGUCGUCCCCGCUCACAGCUGUUACGGACGGGCUGACUGACGAAGUCGCGAAGGGACCAGGAAAGCGGAAGAGAACGGAGGAGAACGGGACAGGUGUUAAUUAUUCUCCAGAUGAUUCUUCGGAUCCGGUCCUCCUUCCAGCCGUUAACGGUGUUGUGAAGGCUGAAUCGCUCUUUCUGAGUAACCAGGGAGAUGUGGGUACGGACGGUGAGGAUGAGUCGGAUUGCCAGCUCUCUGAGUCAACGGCUGCGAUCACACUUACUGAGGGAGCAGCAACUGCGCUGCCCGCGGGUGAUGGCAAGGGAAACCCCAUUGCUCCUGCAGGCGGGUAUCAGGUGAUGGGCCGCGAUAUGGACGUUGCUGAUGGAGAGUUUUUUGCGACCCUGAUUGAUUGCUUUGAUGGAAAGCCCAUGGAGGGCUUCUUUGUGGUCUGGCGGGAAUACGCACCAGACGCAUCACGACCGUCCAGUGAGCUCUUGGGCGGAAAACUGAUUCACGGACUCUCACCGGCAGGGGCGUGGUUGCUGGUGCAGCAACGCAGUGCGACGAAGAAGGCCAUGGGAUCCACACAGAACGGCCGCGACUCGCAGCCCAAGCACCUGGGGGUGAAGAAGUCUGGUGGACAGGUGAGGAGGGCUUGUGGGUUUGCCAUGUGA